GCCAAAGAACUAAACAAUAUCAGUGAGGCCUUCUCCCUUCCUCCCCUCAGAAAGGCCAUCAGCCUCAACCCACAAGAUGGGUACCUGAAAGCUCUCCUUGCUCUGAAGCUGCAGGAUGUGGGAGAGGCAGCAGAAGGAGAAGAGCACCUUAAAAAAGCUCUGACCCAUGGGUCCUCACAGACCUACGUGUUCCGGUAUGCAGCCAAGUUUUACCGCAGACAGCGUCGUCCAAAUGAAGCUCUGAGGUAUUUAGAAGAGGCCUUGAACGCAACACCCAACUCUGCCUCUCUUCAUCACCAGAUGGGACUUUGUUAUAGGGAUCAAAUGAUCCAAAUAAAGAAGUCUACCAACUGGCAGCCUCAAGACCAGAGCAGAAGAGAUGUGGACAGAUUGAUUCAAUUAGCUAUAGACAAAUUUCAAACGGCUACAACACUAAAGCCCACGUUUGAAAUGGCUUAUGUUGACCUCGCUAAAAUGUAUGCAGAAAUAGGCCAGUACGAAGAGGCUGAGGAACUUUUUCAGAUAGCACUAAGCAUCAGAAACAUCGAGGAUCACAUCCUGCAAGACAUUCAUUACCACUAUGGCCAAUUUCAACAGUAUCAUAGGAAAUCUGAAGACAAAGCAAUCACUCAGUAUUUAACAGGCUUAAGAAUAGAAAAGAUGUCCUAUGCCAGGGAAAAACUCCUCAAGGCUUUACAGAAAGUGGCAGAAAGAUGGGAUAGGCAAGAGGUACGAGUUGUGGAAGCCAAAAGCCUCCUUGGGCUCAUUCACAAAUUGAGAGGAGAGCUGAUGGAGGCCCUGCUGUGUUAUGAGGAGGCUCUGAGGCUGGCUGCUGACCUCAAUGCC
This is a messenger RNA of Ochotona curzoniae (black-lipped pika), 846 nucleotides long. Its product is annotated as interferon-induced protein with tetratricopeptide repeats 1B-like. The record is from RefSeq and is a predicted model, not a curated record. Lineage: Eukaryota; Metazoa; Chordata; Mammalia; Lagomorpha; Ochotonidae. Gene Ontology annotation, cellular component: cytosol. The transcript has a single exon. Gene Ontology annotation, molecular function: RNA binding; protein binding. The annotation marks the transcript as partial. Gene Ontology annotation, biological process: defense response to virus.